This is a messenger RNA of Rodentolepis nana, 1029 nucleotides long. NCBI's taxonomy places the organism in Eukaryota, Metazoa, Platyhelminthes, Cestoda, Cyclophyllidea, Hymenolepididae. The record is from the annotation of a GenBank genome assembly.
AUGAGCCUGUGGCCUGGGUUUGGUAUGAUUGCUCUUGUGGACCUUUCCUUCGAUCUAACCAAUUACUUCGGCACUCGUACGGCUGGUUACAGAAAUUCACAGUGUGCUAGUCAAGAUAUAACCACGGAGGCAGCUUUAAUGAAAAUGGCUUACGUUCUGGGGAAAUGGAGCGACACAGCUACCCAACGUCGAAUGUUGAGCUACAAUCUUCGCGGGGAGAUUACCGAGCCCCUUGUUGAAACUCGUCGUCACCGCAAAUCCUCGCCGGAUCGGAGUAGUCCCGUCGAAGGCAUGGCCACCAUGGCCACCACCACCGGCCUGGGUUGCAUACUGAUGAAUGCGGAGAACGCUGAACUUACGAAUUUGUGGUCAGCCAACCUAUUCCGUUCACUGGUGUGUGCAGCAGCUAUGAAUGAUGAGGUUGAAGUGCUCCAGGAACUCUUGCGUAUCGCUGGUCAUUUUGAGCUUUACGACAAAAGACACGUCUACCCUCUGCAUGUCGCUGCAGGCGCCGGAGCGCUAGGAUCUUGUCGACUCAUGUUGGAGAAUGGUGUUAACGCAAACGUGGUUGACAAACGCGGUUUCACACCUCUAUCAUGGGCUGUUCGCAGUCCCAAUGCGACUGUUCCUCUGAUAAAGCUAAUGAGAAAGUUUGGUUGCCGUUUCUCAUCCAUCACAUCAGCUCGAGCUCGUGAAACAAACGGUGCUGCUCGAGCAGGAAGGAUUAACCAGUUGAAAUUCUAUCGACUGGCUGGCUUGUCACUUAAAGAGUAUGAUGCCGAGGGUCGUGCACCGCUUCACACAGCUGUGGCGUAUCACCAGACCGAUACCGUCAGAUAUUUAAUAACUCCGAAGACGGUGAACAAGUCAUUUGAAGGAAAUGAUGAAAUGGAUAUGCUUGAAGCAAGUGGUGCUGGCGUUGAUCCCGCUCAACCAACAGGUUAUGGUACGACAGCACUGGAGGAAGCAAAAGAAAGUGGCUUCGAUGAUAUCGUAAUAUUGUUGGAAAAUGCCCUUAAGAACAAUUAA